AUGUUUCCUCCGUCUGGUGCACAGAGCGGCGGUGCUCCCAUCCGCGCCACUGACAAUGAUGCCGCUGUGGCACGGCUAUCUGCUGUCCAGAAGCACUAUCUCCAGGAUCCAUACAUCAAACAUCUGGUCCCUCGGGCGCACCUACUCCCUCCACACCCGCCGCUGAUCAACAUCGGAACCUACGUCAGAACUGCAGCAAUAGACUCUUUGGUCGACCAAUGGCUUCAAUUAGCCAGCAACGCUGGGCAGAAAUGCCAGAUCGCAGGGUCUCUAGAGGACAAUCUGCAAGUGUAUGUCGAGGUCGACUUUCCUGAAAUCACCACCAAAAAGGCCAUGGCGAUAAAGAAGCACAAGGAGCUCGUAUCGCUUUUAGGUGACCCCAGUCAGGUGUCUCUCGCCCAGGGAGGUACUGCCCUGCGUUCACCAAAAUAUUACCUCAUUCCAACGGAUAUACGACGACCCCCGUCUGAAAUGCUUGAAUCUUUCUUGUACUCUUCCUUCGAUGCAGAGCACCCAGCAAUCCUCGAUCCCUCAAUACCGACGUUGCUUCUCUUCGAAUGUGUUCUUGCUUACAUGUCACCUGUGGAUUCCUCUAGGCUCCUUGACUGGUUCGUCAAGGUACAGCAAAAGCAUAAUGGUGUCUUGGGAUGCAUUGUCUAUGAAAUGUUCGGCCUGAACGAUUCUUUUGGGCGAGUCAUGGUCAACAACUUGAAGGAGCGUGGAAUCUCGCUACCAGGAGCUGAUCCUUAUCCGACGGUCGAGAACUUGCCCAAUCGCUUCCUCCAGACCGGGUUCUCGGCGGCGCACGGUCUGACUCUCAAGGAGAUUAGAAGAGCAUACAUCGAACCUUCAGAGCUUGAAAGGCAUGGAUUCCCUGUAGAGACACUGAGCUUUUUAUUGACCAAAGGUCGGACAGGAUCUCACACCUUGAAUUCCUGGACGAAAUAG
Molecule: messenger RNA, 948 nt
Organism: Cyclocybe aegerita
Lineage: Eukaryota; Fungi; Basidiomycota; Agaricomycetes; Agaricales; Hemipholiotaceae
Source: the annotation of a GenBank genome assembly